GUUGCCUCUCUGCUGGACUGAUCUCAUCUAACACACCCCCCGCUCUCCUCCUGCGGGACUAUUGUCGAUCUGAGAUUGAGAUUUCUCAAUCAAUCGCGUUUCCAAACGAUUCAAUUCAUGUGGCGACGGCGAGCCCUUUGUUCUAUUCUCCCCCACCCAAAACUCCGCUAUAUAUUCCUUAUUUGAAUUUAUUGCCAGGCUUUGCUUUGAUACAGCGAUUGGUAGGUAAAUAGGAGUAGAGAUUGACAGUAGCAUCUAUGGCCAGUGGACCAUCAUCGGCGGCUAUGUAUAAGAUCGAGAGGGCUCACCAGAUGUACCGCGAGAGACGCUACGGUGAGGCCUUGGGGCUGUACACGCAAGCGCUUGGGAUGGCCCGGACCAAGCCCCAAAAAAUCGCUCUCCACAGCAAUCGAGCCGCUUGUUUCUUAAAAUUGCACGACUUCAAGAAGGCAGCAGAGGAAUGUACUUCAGUCCUUGAGCUUGACCAGAAUCACACUGGGGCAUUGAUGUUGCGGGCACAAACCCUGAUCACACUCAAGGAGUACCACUCUGCACUUUUUGAUGUCAACAGGCUCAUGGAGUUGAAUCCAUCAUCAGAAGUGUACCAAAACCUUCAAGCCUGCCUGAAGACACAAUUGUCACUUGCUCCAAUACCUGAAGUUGAGGCAGAGCUUGAAGAAGGGGAUGAAGGCAAAGCUGAGGCCGAAUCAACAAGAAUUGAGGAAGAAGUACAAGAAGUAAAGGAUUUGGUCUGCUCAGAGGAAGGAAGAGAGCAAACGAAUGAAUCUAAAACGCCUUAUGCUGAAGUUAGUCCAUCUCAAUCUCUGGGCACCAAGGAAUCACCUGAACAGAAUUCAAGAGGAUGGCAAGCAAUUCCAAAACCGAAAGGACACUCGCAACUCGACUACUCAAGGUGGGACAAAGUUGAAGAUGAAUCUAGUGAAGAUGAUGAUGAUGAAGAUGAUGAAGAGUGUCAAUCCCGGUAUCGGUUCCGUGUGAGGACCGUUGGUGUACGUCCUGUUAAGUGAAAGGGCAAAUGUUUACUCUCUCAUCCCAAAAUCGUCCAUGUGGUGUUGUAAAUGCCUUUACCAGGGAGAAAUUAAUAGGCUGUGAUUCCUGACAUCAGUAUUACACAUGAAAUGCUAUAAAGGUUCUGACCCUUGAUUUGAGCCUUUGGAGCUGUAAGAAAUCUCGUGUAGAAGAAUGUGAGAGCAGUAAAAAGCAGGACAUGAACAUGACGAUAUUCAGUAGCCAAAAGACUAUCACAAAUAUAUUUGAUCUUCAUUCCAUAGUCA
Molecule: messenger RNA, 1295 nt
Organism: Diospyros lotus (date-plum)
Lineage: Eukaryota; Viridiplantae; Streptophyta; Magnoliopsida; Ericales; Ebenaceae
Exons: 3
Coding region: 258-1028 (256 amino acids)
Molecular function (GO): protein binding
Source: RefSeq, a predicted model, not a curated record